Molecule: messenger RNA, 1689 nt
Organism: Rotaria sp. Silwood2
Lineage: Eukaryota; Metazoa; Rotifera; Eurotatoria; Philodinida; Philodinidae
Source: the annotation of a GenBank genome assembly
AUGGAUUCAUCAUCAAUGAAACACUUUCGUCGUUGUGUAACAUGUUUACUUGAUUUACCAGAUGAAAUAUUUCUUCUUAUAUGUCGUUAUCUAUCACCGGCUGAUGUUCUUUAUUCAUUUUACACACCUUCGAAACCUGAAAAUCGUCUUCAUCGUAUUAUUUUUGAUUAUUAUACAAAGAUAAAACUUGGCGGAAUAACAAAUAAAGAAUAUAUUUAUUUAUCAAGUUUAUUUUGUUCUUCAAAAGAUUCUCCUCGACUUCAAUCAUUGGUAUUAAGUAAUGAACAUGCUACUAGUCUAACACAACGUUAUUUUAUUGAUAUAUCUGCGAGUAUAAUUCAAUCAAUGCUUACCAAUUUGAAACAUCUUAAAUUAAUUGAUUGUUUGUCAGAAGAUCUUACAUUUCUCUAUAUUUAUAUUUCAAAUAUGAAACAACUGGAAUCUUUUCAUAUAACUUAUCGCAAACUUGAUGAAAAAACAAAUAUGAUUUUUUGUCAACGGUCUAAUGUAUCUAUUAAUCAAUUUUUAUUCGAUAAAAUACUACCUUCUUUGAACACUGUCUCAAUUGAACUUAAUGAUGGACUUAUACUAAAUAAAUCAUUAGUAUCUCAUCAUAAUCUUCGGCAUAUUAAUCUUAAUUUACAAACUAUUGAUGAUUUAUACAUAUUACUCGAUGGACUUGUACCAAAUGCACAAACUAUGAUUAUUAAAAUAUGCCAAUCAAGAAUACUCAAUUGUCUUCGUCCUAAAAAUACAUUAUCAUGUCCAAAAUUAAUUGAAUUUACAUUGUUGGAACCUCGUAUUGGAAUUGUUAUUGAUAAUAUAAAAUGCAUUCUUGGUUGUAUGCCAAAUCUAAUCAAAUUAACAUUGAGUAUUCGUGAUACACCAGAUUCAACAUUUUGUCGUGGUCCUCUGUUCGAAUCAAUAUUAAAUGAAGAUGUUCGACAUCUUCGUCAAUUCGAUUAUACAAUGACACAUAGAAUUGUUGAUAAUACAUUAAUUGAAGAUUUUAUUCAAUGGCCAAUGGAAGUUGUAUUUUAUGAAAAUGAAAAAUGUAAAUGGAUACAUAUUUAUUCAUUACCAUGGCCAUCAAAUGAUGAUGAUAAACGACGAUUACCUAUAAUCAAUGGUGGAUCAAAUCUAUCAGUAAGAUCAAAUGUUAAAAGAUGUGAAUAUAUGGAACAUGUUGUGAUAAAUAAACGAUAUGAAUUACUUCAAUUAAAAACACAUUUUCGUCGAGCUUGUCAAAUAACAACUUGUAUAUUAAUUGAUAUGAAAUUACCCAAACGAAUUUCUAAAGUUAUUCUAACAAAACAAAUUCAUACAAUUAUUCAACCUUCUGUUCGUCAUUUAAUUAUUCAAUAUCGUUUAACUUCAGAAAGAGAUAUGUCAAUACUUGCUUGUCAAUUUCCACAUGUUAAAUAUUUAGAAUUAUUAUUUCCAUUAGACAAAAGUUCAUAUAUUCAUUGUUUAAAAAGUCUAUUCAGCCGAGAUGAAAGUACUGAAAAGAUAUAUUGUUUUUGGUCUGAAUUGAUCAAUUUUUCAACAGAAUUGCGUUUUAAUCAAUUAGAUUCAAUUUGGAAUAAUCAAAGUUUUAAGGAAUGGAUUAUUCAAAAUACGGAUUUAAAAUAUCAUCAAUGUCCGUUUUAUGUUCAUUAUUCAAUUCCAAGAAUAUCAAUAUGGAUUUGA